Messenger RNA from Scophthalmus maximus (turbot), 2615 nucleotides. It is a transcript of the gene ptgfr, whose product is annotated as prostaglandin F receptor (FP). The transcript has 3 exons. The coding region runs from base 188 to 1294 and encodes 368 amino acids. Gene Ontology annotation, cellular component: plasma membrane. Gene Ontology annotation, molecular function: thromboxane receptor activity; prostaglandin F receptor activity. Gene Ontology annotation, biological process: inflammatory response; positive regulation of cytosolic calcium ion concentration; adenylate cyclase-activating G protein-coupled receptor signaling pathway. NCBI's taxonomy places the organism in Eukaryota, Metazoa, Chordata, Actinopteri, Pleuronectiformes, Scophthalmidae. The record is from RefSeq and is a predicted model, not a curated record.
AGCGCUGCGUCCACAGAACCGUGGAGCAGCGGAGCGGAGUCGGGACGUUCAGUGGCUUCCACCGCUGCGCUGACGGGACGUCCCUUUGUGUUAUUGACUGUUGUAACAGUCCCGGAGUGCAGCAGCUGUUGACUGAUGGCGAGUUGUGUGAGAGAGGGAAGCGCAGAACGGAGAUUCCAUUUCCACCAUGUCGACCAAUGAGAGCUCAGAGUCUGGCUGCAGGUCAGAGGUCAGACCCGACAACAACACCUGCGGCCAGAAGGAGCUGUCUGUCACCGCGUCCGUCAUCUCCAUGAGCGUGGGCAUCUUCUCCAACAGCCUCGCCGUCUUCAUCCUGGUCAAGUCCUACAACCACGUCCGGAUCAAGUCCAGGGCGUCCUUCCUGCUGUUCGCCAGCGGCCUGGUGGUCACAGACCUGCUGGGUCACCUCAUCACCGGCGCCAUGGUGCUCUUUGUUUACAGUUCGCAGAAGAAAUGGGAGACGUUUGACCCUCACCGCAUCGUGUGCAGCGUCUUCGGGGCAUGCAUGGUGUUCUUCGGCCUGAGCCCUUUGUUCCUGGGCAGCGCCAUGGCAGUGGAGCGCUGCAUCGGUGUCACCAGGCCCAUCUUCCACUCCACCGUGUUGGCUCCCCACCACAUGAAGCGGCUGCUGGGUCUCACCUGGCUGGUCGCUGCCCUGGUGGCCGUGCUGCCUGUGCUGCUGUGGAGGCCCUACAAGGUUCAGAGCUCCAGGAGCUUUUGCUUCUUCCACAUGGAGGAACCCGAAGACUGGCUGGAUGUGUUCCUGCCUCUGCUUUUCUCCGUGCUUGGGCUACUGGCCCUGCUGCUCUCCAUUGUAUGCAAUACUCUGACGAGCUGCACUCUGCUGCAGGCCAGACUACGCCGCAAGCACCACUGCAGAGGCACUUCCUACCACAUAGAGAUGAUCUGCCAGCUCCUGGCCAUCAUGUUGGUGUCCUGCGUUUGCUGGGGCCCGUUACUGAUCCAUGUGAUGAUUCUCAGCAGCAGAGCCACAGAUGGGCCCGCAUCUUUCACUCUGCUGAUGCUGAUACGCAUGGCCACGUGGAACCAGAUCCUGGACCCCUGGGUCUACAUCCUGCUGAGGAGGGCCGUUCUGAGGAAGAUCUUCACGCUGAUCCACUGCUGCUGGGACUCAACGUCUCCGAACCCGCACCGCUGGACGUGCAGCAUGCUCCGCAGCUCUGUGGAGACCAGCAACUCUGGAGGUGUCGGCCCGUCCGACUGCCUCAGCAGAGUUCCUCCUUCAGACAUUGUGAUCAAAUCCAUCACAUGAUCCCUGGUCUGAAUGGUUCUGAUCUGAGAGCAGCUGGGAAGUGAGGACAAAAACAGGAGGAAGUUGUGGAGAACUUUGUUGAAAUAAGAACAUUGGGAGAGCUGCACACAGAGUCUGUCUUCGUGUUAGCUUUGCAAACUGAUCACUAUGAACUCUCAGUAUUGUGAUGUGAUAGCGUUACAUUGGCGGAAGUUUUUGCUCUUAGCUUGCAGCUCUGUUCUAUGGACCAGCGGCUGUGACCUAUAACUGUCCAAACUGUUCAUGAAAUAUGACAGUCAGAGUGAGGUUGCUUCAGUUAUUCUUUUAUUGUGCUUUUUGUAUUGAGAAACUUGUACUGAAUGUGUUUGAUUCUCUUUGCCUCACGUUAUCACUGUUGUUGCUGGCAGUGGCUCUGGUCACAAAAUGGCAUCGCAGAAGACACGAAAAUGUCCGCAAACCAGUUGAUGCUCCCAAAAAUCUUUUUAAUUACCUCCCAGGUAAUGUUUCAGAAGAAGGGCCUGUGGCCGAAACAUCACCUGGGAGGCAAUUAAAGCGCGUGCGGACAUUUCCGUCGCUGCCGUCCAGCACCUCGUGAUUAUCAGGUUUGGAUGUGGUACAGCCCUGCAUGUUUCCACAGCCCUCACAUGUGAAUAGUAAGAUGAUGUGGAUUCAUAAUCAGUCAGCAAACACAGGCUACAUGUGAAGUCUUGAUUGUAAUGUGAAGCAGGUCCAUGCAGUUUAUGUAGUUUAACUGUAGAAUGUGCAGAAUGUAUGUAACUGCGCUGCUGUAACACACACACCAUCCGAUUUGAUCCAAUCUUCAGAGAUCUUUAUUCUUAUUCACGGAAGUUUAUAACACAGAUCCUUUUGAAUACUCUGUCAAUUCAUUUUUGAUGGGCACAAUACACUGUAAAAUCUAAACUCCUGAUGUUCAAUUAUUUCCAUGCAGUUAUGAUAAAUGUCAUUCAGAAGUCUGCUGGUUGGUUAUACAGUGUGUACAUCAAAGUAAGAUGUGAUGCUCUGCACAAGUGUUUAUUUAGUACAUAAUCUUCCUCUCGUGGAAUCCAUUUUCAAUAUUUGGGCAAAAUGUGAAAUGGUAAAAAAUUUUAAUAAAAUAAAAACCACUACAGACUAGAUUAGUGUCCUGUUAUAAUGGGUGUUAUUCAGCAUGUGACUUAGAAGGGAAUUAUUUUUUGCCCAAAACAUCUUUUGAGGAUGCUAAUUAUAGAGUUUUGCAGUGGGCUUUUUUGGACAUUUUCAUACUUUUUUGCUAUAAAAUCUUGAUAUGAUCUCAUGAUAGAGUUGUUUUCUGUUAACCUUGCAGUUUCUACCGUGAGUUCAG